Messenger RNA from Annulohypoxylon maeteangense, 722 nucleotides. RefSeq lists its product as uncharacterized. The coding region runs from base 400 to 678 and encodes 92 amino acids. The record is from RefSeq and is a predicted model, not a curated record. NCBI's taxonomy places the organism in Eukaryota, Fungi, Ascomycota, Sordariomycetes, Xylariales, Hypoxylaceae. The transcript is spliced from 2 exons.
UUUAGCUUUCAGCAUCUUGGCACGUAACCUGACAUCGUCGCCAAGCAUUUUUUACUAAGGUGACAAUGGAAACGAACCAAUGGCGGCUAAGGACUAGGGAGAUAAGUGAAACUCACGUUACUUACCGAAGGGGUCUUUUGGAUAUUUGACGCCUUCAAAAACUGUUACAACAACGGCGAGACGGAUGCCAUUUUCGGAAGGCAAAGCUAGCCUCUAAAACAAGUAUAGAAAACCAUAUCGAGAUGUUCGAAGAUAAAUACUCUUGAUCGUCGCCAUCUUACAGGACAGCUUUAGCAUCAUCAUUCUAUUCUAUCACGUUGAUCGUCCACUACUUUAUCACCUCAAAUAACUCUUUAUUAUCAUUCCACGUUGCGGGACAACGAGAUUCACUCAGCCAAAAUGCAAAUUACCGUUUUCAUUUCUAUCCUCCUAAGUGCAACUGCGCUCGCUGCUCCUGUCAAGAGUUGCAAGAAUACCACGGGAAAUGAUGAUGCUACGACAAAUGCUGCACAGGGUGCUCUCACUGGAGGAUUUGGACUCGAUGCAAAUACCAUUGCAGGGUUAACAAAGACGUUCCCUAAUGCCCCUAGCGCCGCGGAUUGUGCUUCGAACAAUCUGUCAUUCGGACAACAGCGCCAGUGUAUCGAUGCCGGAUUAUUAGACGACCCCAGCUUUUAAAAAUGGCUAUUCUUGGAACUGGAGCUUGCAAUAGGUUAUUACGU